Messenger RNA from Toxotes jaculatrix (banded archerfish), 2441 nucleotides. RefSeq names its product dopa decarboxylase (gene ddc). Lineage: Eukaryota; Metazoa; Chordata; Actinopteri; Toxotidae. The record is from RefSeq and is a predicted model, not a curated record. Gene Ontology annotation, biological process: catecholamine metabolic process; serotonin biosynthetic process; amino acid metabolic process. Bases 99 to 1541 code for a protein of 480 amino acids. Gene Ontology annotation, molecular function: pyridoxal phosphate binding; aromatic-L-amino-acid decarboxylase activity. The transcript has 14 exons.
CAAACACACUCACCACGUGUCUGGCUGUCUGUGUACGCUAAAAGAAGAGACGAUCUACCAUUCAAACCAUUUGACAUUCUCACCUGAAAAUUUGUAUCAUGGAUGCAGCAGAGUUUCGGCGCAGAGGAAAGGAGAUGGUGGACUAUAUGGCAGACUACCUGGAGAACAUAGAACAGCGACCUGUCUACCCGGAUUUGGAACCAGGGUAUCUUCGUUCCUUGAUCCCCACCGAGGCCCCAUUGGAGCCUGAGAAUUAUGAGGACAUUAUAAAAGAUGUGGAGAGGGUCAUAAUGCCAGGGGUCACCCACUGGCAAAGCCCACACUUCUUUGCCUACUUUCCAGCUACCUCCUCUUACCCUGGCAUGUUGGCUGACAUGCUGUCUGGAGCCAUUGGCUGCAUUGGAUUCUCCUGGGCUGCCAGCCCAGCCUGCACAGAGCUGGAGACAGUGAUGUUAGAUUGGCUUGGGAAGAUGCUGCAACUGCCUGGGAGUUUUAUAGCCGGGACUCACGGUCACGGAGGAGGUGUCAUCCAAGGCACAGCCAGUGAGGCGACCCUGAUGUCCUUGCUCGCUGCUCGUUGUAAAGCAGUCCGAUGGGUUCAGGCCUCCUGCCCUGAAAAAUCAGAGGCUGAAAUCCUCUCCAAACUGGUGGCGUACACCUCUGAGCAGGCUCAUUCCUCUGUGGAGCGUGCGGCUCUGAUUGGAGCAGUGAUGAUCAAGAAGGUACCUACGGACAACACCUAUGCUGUCAGAGGGGACGACCUUAAGAAGAUGUUGGAGGAGGACAAAGCAGCUGGACUCAUCCCUUUCUAUUUCUGUGCGACUCUCGGCACCACUCCAUCGUGUGCUUUUGAUCACAUCACCGAGCUGGGGCCCAUAUGUAAUAAGGAAAAUAUGUGGAUGCAUAUUGAUGCAGCAUAUGCUGGGAGUGCAUUUAUCUGUCCUGAAUUUAGGCCUUUGUUGAAUGGCGUUGAGUUUGCUGACUCGUUCAACUUCAACCCACACAAAUGGCUUUUAGUCAACUUUGACUGCUCUGCAAUGUGGGUGAAGAAGAGAGCAGACAUUAUUGGAGCCUUCAAGAUGGAACCGCUCUACCUGAAACAUGAAAAUCAGGAGUCAGGCCUGGUCACAGAUUAUAGGCAUUGGCAGAUUCCGCUGGGAAGGAGAUUUCGCUCACUAAAGAUGUGGUUUGUCUUUCGUAUCUACGGGCUCACAGGUCUGCAGGCUCAUAUACGCAAGCAAGUGGCCCUGGCCAAAGAGUUUGAAAGUCUAGUAAGAGCAGACAAGAGGUUUGAGAUCUGUGCUGAGGUCAUCAUGGGACUGGUCUGCUUCAGGCUGAAGGGCUCCAAUGAGUUGAACCAGAACUUGCUGAAAAAGAUCACGAAGAGCAGAGAGAUUCACCUGGUGCCUUGCCAGCUCUCCGGCCGCUUUGUCUUGCGCUUCGCCAUCUGCGCACGAACUACGGAGUCGCGUCACAUCCAACAAGCAUGGCGGCACAUCACACAGCUGACCUUUGAGCUUCUGCAGGAGCCCAAUCAUUGACCAAAAGGCAGGGGAGGGUCUGUCCACGCUGAUGCCUAAAUGAGGACCAAAGUUAGGACAAAAAAAAAAAAAAAAAAUUCAUGUUGUAGAUGUAAAAUGUCACAAAGGGAAUGAACAAUGAUUUCACAGCUCACUUAGCGGUCAAGUGUGUUUGUGUCAGCAACCAAGUUGUCCAGUCUUGUAAGCAGUGGUCAUUAUUUUGCUGAUUUUUUUUUUGAUUUUGCAAACUUAGUAACCAUCUACAAAGACCCAAAUGUGUGCAAUAGGAAAGGAUAUGGGUUCCAAUAUUUAAUUUUCUGUCUGCAGCUUCUGCCUCCAUUGAUCCACUGAUUUAUCUCUCACUGUUUAUAUGUUGUUGUCUUGAAUAUAAUGCACUCGUACUCCUGCUGACUUGUCUUUGCUGUCUGUGCCACUUCUGUGUCUUCUGUGUGUGAAAUUUGGUUUGAGGUGAAGUCAAGAUUUGGUAGGGUUGAACUGGGGUGAAGGUUUUAAGUUGCAAUGAAUGUAUUGCACAUUUCGUGUGUGUGAAAGAAUUUUUGAGUGUCUGCAGUUUUCUGUGGGUGCUCAUUCAGAAAUUGAUUAAACUGUAUCACUUAAUAUACACAUAAAAAAUCCAUUUUUUAUGUGUAUAUUAAGUGAUACAGUUUAAUGGAGGAAUUAGUAAUGAAUGGGUUGUAAAAAGGGUUGGUCAAGAUUAAUUUAUGACAUUAAUAGUUUGAUUUUAUUAGAAGGGAUUCACAGAGUGUGUGUGGUUGAAAAUGUCUAACAUUGCUUCUAGUUAUCAGGUUAAACCCCUUAUAUAAGUGCAUUAUUUAUUUAUGACCUGAUUAGCAAAAGCAGUUGUGUUUAAUAUAUAAUAGCAGGUAAGCACCUGACAUUUUUUUUUUUUUUUACAAAAUU